CGUUAGAUACGUGCAUCCCGUCAAGGCUGAUCUUCUCCCACGUGUACGCAUCGAUUUGCAUUUUUAUAUUAUUAUACGCGUAAAACCGAUCGCGGCAAAACCAGUCGCGUGUCAACCGCGCGCCAGUACGUUUCUCGAUAAACGAUCUUUCAUACGAGCGUCGAAAUGGACAGGCCCAGACCCAUUUCCUCGUACUUCUACGAACGAAAGUGUUACCUAUGCGAGCGUCGCACCGUCUAUCCCGAUCGCAAUGACUCCUGGACACAGCCACAGCGAAAAGUCAGAUUCGUCGAGCCGAAGAAAAUGAUGCGAUCACCUUCUCCGCAAUACCCGAGUAGGGGAGGAUCGGACAUUCGGGUGAUUCGAUUGACGGAAGAUCAGGAGGCCGUUCUUCAAGAACAGUUCAACAGAUGGCCCAGAGCACCUCACGCGGCGGAUGUGGUUCUAUUAGCGGCGGAAACAGGACUCUCCGAAGCUGACGUCGAGGCCUGGUACCGCAUCCGAUUGGCUCAGUGGAGGAAGGAGCAGGGGCUGGGGGGAAACCUUGGUUUACAUUGAUGCCUAACGUUGCAACCACUCCAACGUUAUCGUACUCGUGUACCUGAAAAUGUAAUUCGUAUACGGACCGACGAUGAUCCAUCGUUCGUCGAUCUUCUUUUGCUUUCAGCUUACGGGCAAACGUGCUCUUGCGUAGAUGUUAUUAACUUAGACCCGCGUGAAAUAUCGAUUUAUUUAUGUUAAUUGUAAUUGCGUAGCGGAGUCGAGGGAGGGGAGCGACGGUACCAAAAAUUGGUUUCUCAAGGAGUAACCGCAAGUAGAACAAUCCUCGAUAGAGGAUUAAUCGUAGUUGUUUUAGCUUCUUUUUAACGUCUCUAACCAUUGUUUGUCUCGACGGUGAUCGAUUUUUAAUCUUUACGAUCCACGAAAUAAUUUUACGUCUCGAUCACCGUGGAAGACAAACGAAAAUUGUUACGAUUAUUUACUUUGAACAUCUCAAUGUUAUUCAACGCUAGAUUUAUGGGAUUUAUGUUGGAUUUUAUCGAUGCAAUGAUUCAAAUAUAUAUCCUAAUUAGAAGGAAAUCCCUGUUUUAAUGUAACCGAAAUAUGUGCAAUCAAUAUCCGUAAAUCUAGCGUUGAUCAUAGGGAUGCCGAGCGAAUAAGACAUUACCAGCGAGUAUUAAUCCUAGCUUAUGUAUUAUUUAAUAUAUGACCUAAUCGAGGGAGAAUUAUAUUAAUUAUAACGCUGUACCGGCGGAAGCAGGUACCAUAAAUAUAUUCUACUGUAUUCACGGAUAGUUGUACUAAUAAUAAGCAUCACGGACGUAUGUACAAAAAGGAAACGCGAAUUAAAAUGGAUAUAUUUGUAUAACACAGUUACUCGAAUAAAUGUUACAUAAAG
This is a messenger RNA of Colletes gigas, 1399 nucleotides long. RefSeq names its product homeodomain-only protein-like. Gene Ontology annotation, molecular function: DNA binding. Gene Ontology annotation, cellular component: nucleus. Bases 166 to 558 code for a protein of 130 amino acids. The record is from RefSeq and is a predicted model, not a curated record. NCBI's taxonomy places the organism in Eukaryota, Metazoa, Arthropoda, Insecta, Hymenoptera, Colletidae. Gene Ontology annotation, biological process: cell differentiation; regulation of transcription by RNA polymerase II. The transcript has 3 exons.